AUGCCUUCUGCAGCUGCCAUCCACGCCGCCUGCUUCGCGGUUGGCGCAGUCGUAGGCGGUGGAAUCGCUGCGGCCGUGUCUGCGCGUGGUGUUGGACGACCAAGACCGGCCAGUGUGACUUCCAGCGGCACAGCAGUCAUCCCGGCCGUUGGGCCGCCCAUCGUGGAGGUAGGGCCCACUGGAGAUGCGAAGUUAAUACCGAGCGCCGCGGUCUCGGGCGCGUUGGUGUCACCGGUAUUGAAAUACGGGCAUCCGGGACCGGUACCGGAUCUAUUGGUUCGCAAAGCCUAUACGGUGGCAUACGAUCGAAGAUAUCGCCACCCUGCAUGGCCUCCCUCGGCAAGUCUGCGUUGCUGCCGUCGUCCCCUGUCGGAUGGAAGUGAAAACGGGGACAGGUCGAGGUCGAGCUUCACGGAAGACGACGCGUUGCCUGUUCCCUUCCGCGCCAAGUUGCAGGAUUACUUCCGGAGUGGAUACGACCGAGGUCAUAUGGUCCCCGCUGCAGACGCGAAAAUAUCACAGGAGGCUAUGGACGAGACUUUCCUUAUGUCCAACAUCGCACCUCAAGUCGGUGAUGGGUUCAACAGACACUACUGGGCUUAUGUAGAAGACUGGUGCAGGCGUCUCACGAAUUCCUUCUCUGAUGUCUACGUCUUUACGACUUACGAAGUCAUCGGCUCGCCGCCCAACGUCUCGGUACCGACUCAUUUUGCCAAGGUGGUAUUGGCUUCGAGGCCGUCCUCGCCCAAGACGCCGGACGUGCCGGAAAUCUCGACAGGGGCAUUUAUAUUGCCGAAUGCGAUCAUUCCCGACGAAGCACCUUUUGAGAGUUUCGUGGCUCCGGUCGAAGCCGUUGAACGCGCAGCGGGUCUCACUUUAUUCUCUGAAGCGGUGAAGAACGCGUCGAAGCAUAUUUGUCAGACUACCAAGUGUGAAGUCAUCGUUCGAAGAUUUGACGAGGCUCGCAAACGACCUGAACUCCGGCGAACUGUCUCGGCACCCAAAUAACCCUCUACUUGCUAUUACGAUCUGGGUGUGAAGGAGUAAUAUGGUUGACGCAGUAGUUGGUUAGUGUCAUCUCAAGGUAGUGAAUAUAUACAUUAUUAGAAGUCAGAUAGCAUAUCCUUGAUACCAUUCCAAUACUCGUCGUCUGUGAUCCGCCGUAUUUCACCUUUGGUUAGCCAGGCAAAGUCCUGGUACCGUGACUGCUUGGGUCGAAGCUGGCCAGCGAGAAUGUGGGCUUUGUAAAAGAACACGACGUCCU
Messenger RNA from Pisolithus orientalis, 1264 nucleotides. RefSeq lists its product as uncharacterized. Gene Ontology annotation, biological process: apoptotic DNA fragmentation. Lineage: Eukaryota; Fungi; Basidiomycota; Agaricomycetes; Boletales; Pisolithaceae. The record is from RefSeq and is a predicted model, not a curated record. The transcript is spliced from 7 exons. Gene Ontology annotation, molecular function: RNA endonuclease activity; metal ion binding; single-stranded DNA endonuclease activity. Bases 1 to 1008 code for a protein of 335 amino acids. Gene Ontology annotation, cellular component: nucleus; mitochondrial inner membrane.